GAAUCCAAACAGAGCCUUACACGAUGGGUGCUGACGGGGUAUCCCAGCGGGUCAACAGCCCGCGUUUUUCGGGCCCAAUGACCCGCCGGGCCCACUCCUUCAAGCGGAACAACAACGCCACCUCCACCGGCGCCAACUCCGGCGGUGGCUCCAUCGGUGGCGGCGGAGGUUCUCUUGGCUCGCUCAAUGAACUUGAGCUGCAAAUCAAUUCUCCGAGAUCGGAGAUGGGGACUACUGGCUUGCUCUCAUCGGAAGGGUUGUUGGAAACCGUGCCGGAGAGGAAGCACGUGCACCACCACCACCUCCAUCACGUGACGCACAGGGGUGGCGGCGGCGGCGGCGUGAAGGGUCUGCUGAAGAAGCCCAUUGAGUCCAUUGUUGUGGAGUUGGGUCUGAGGGAGAAGAAGAAGCUUGGGCACUGGAUGUUCUUGAUGUUCUGUGGUGUGUGCUUGUUCCUCGGUGUUCUCAAGAUGUGUGCCACUGGCUGGCUUGGAUCUGCCAUUGAAAGAGCUGAAUCGGACGCUAACAAGGAACUAUCUGGCUCCGUUUCUAGAUUAAUAAUGGACCGAAGCUCCAUUGAUUAUGGUUAUAGGGAUGGAGAAGGUGAUGCUGAACGAACUCUAAAGAUGGUAGACACAGGAGUAAUUGGUAGGGAGAUUGCCAUGGCCGAAGAGUCAGGCAUCUGGUCUAAACCCAACAGUGACAAUUUCACUCAAUGCAUAGAACUGCCAAGAAAUCAUAAGAGGCUAGAUGCAAAGACCAACGGCUAUAUCCUCAUAAACGCUAAUGGUGGCUUGAACCAGAUGAGAUUUGGGAUAUGUGAUAUGGUUGCUGUUGCCAAGAUUAUGAAGGCGACACUUGUUCUUCCUUCUCUUGAUCACACCUCUUACUGGGCUGACGAGAGUGAUUUCAAGGAUUUGUUUGACUGGAGGCAUUUUAUUAAUACACUGAAGGAUGAUAUCCACAUAGUCGAGAGAUUACCAGAUGUGUACGCCGGAAUUGAGCCUUUCUCAAAAACUCCAAUAUCUUGGUCUAAGGUCAACUAUUACAAAACUGAAGUUCUUCCCCUCCUAAAACAACACAAAGUGAUGUAUUUCACUCAUACUGAUUCCCGGCUAGCUAACAACAACAUUUCAAGUUCCAUACAAAAGCUAAGAUGCCGUGUAAAUUACAGAGCAUUAAAAUACUCCGCUCCAAUUGAAGAAUUUGGUAACACAUUGGUAUCUAGAAUGCGACAGAAUGGAAAUCCUUAUCUGGCCCUUCAUCUGAGGUAUGAGAAGGACAUGCUUGCAUUUACUGGCUGCAGUCACAAUUUGACUGUAGAAGAAGAUGAGCAACUAAGACAAAUGCGGUAUGAAGUCAGUCACUGGAAGGAGAAAGAGAUUAAUGGGACCGAGAGGAGAUUGCUUGGAGGCUGCCCAUUAACUCCUAGGGAAACUUCCCUGUUACUUAGAGCACUUGGUUUUCCAUCACACACAAGGAUUUAUCUUGUUGCCGGAGAAGCAUACGGAAGAGGAAGUAUGAAAUAUCUUGAGGAUGAUUUCCCCAACAUCUUCUCUCAUUCCUCUUUGUCCUCUGAAGAAGAGCUGAGUCCUUUCAAGAAUCACCAGAACAUGUUGGCUGGUAUAGACUAUGUCGUUGCCCUUCAGAGCGAUGUGUUUCUUUACACCUACGAUGGAAAUAUGGCAAAGGCUGUACAAGGUCAUAGGCGCUUUGAAAACUUUAAGAAGACCAUCAAUCCAGACAAGAUUGAUUUUGUUAAACUUGUUGACCAAUUAGAUGAAGGAAAAAUUUCUUGGAAGAAGUUCAGCUCCAAGGUAAAAAAGCUUCAUGCAGACCGAAUCGGCGGUCCGUACGAAAGGCAGGCCGGAGAAUUUCCGAAGCUGGAGGAAAGUUUUUAUGCAAAUCCUCUGCCAGGAUGUAUAUGUGAAAAAUCAAGGUAGUAUUCAAGACUCCGUACUGGUGGUUGUGCUUCUUAUGAUGACAUCAGUACAGCAGCAAACAGAAGACAUUGUGGCUGUGCUGUGCUAUAUAUUUCUUAGUCUUGAGGAGAUUGGAAUAUGACUGUUGGAAAGCCGGAUUUUCUGUUAAGGUGCUAUAAAUUGCCCCUACCCUAUUGGAGAUAAGAUUUAUACAAGGGACCAAGGUGGGUUUUGAACCUGAACUACGCGAAUGUACUUAUAAAUUAAGGAUCAGGCACUGGCAGCCCUAAGUAUAGCACUCUCAAUACACUCAAUAGAAACUAAACAGUAUACCUUGUGAAAGAAACCUCAUCCCUAACCAUAGUUUUGAAUGAAAACUCUAGAUUGUAUUUUAUUCUACACUUGUACUGAAUAAGUUGUAUUUAUAAUUGCAUCAUAAGAGAGAAAA
Molecule: messenger RNA, 2370 nt
Organism: Arachis ipaensis
Lineage: Eukaryota; Viridiplantae; Streptophyta; Magnoliopsida; Fabales; Fabaceae
Product: O-fucosyltransferase family protein
Cellular component (GO): cytoplasm; chloroplast; Golgi apparatus
Source: RefSeq, a predicted model, not a curated record